GUGCAAGCGAAGAAAUAACCAAACCCGACCCCAAUCAUGUAUCAAAUAUAUUCACACCUCUAACCACAUUCUGUCUCCUACCUUCAAUUCUUUCAAUGGAGACCCAAAAUCUUCAAGUCGUUCCAGUACAACAUGAUUACCGCGCCAAUGUUGACACUUCUCGGGCCUUCAGCUCCGUCAAGGAAGCUGUUGCCGUCUUCGGAGAGCGGCUUCUCCUCGGAGAGUUCUUUUCACCAUCACCAUCCCCUAAACCACCGCAGCUGCUUCCACCUUACACCAAGGAAGAAACGGAAAUAAUUUCAUCAAGGAACAAGUUUGUCACUUCACCAAGUACUAGUGCUGAUCCACAAAGUGAUGAAAGUGAUCAUGUUUUGGAUAGUCUCAAGAAACUUGAGGCUGAGCUUGAACAAACCAAGGUGGAGUUGAAGUUGCUCAAGGAGAGAGAGUCCGAAACUGAGGUGGCAUUGGCAACCUUGAAUGCAGAGCUUCACAAGAACAUGUCCAAGUUGGCUCAGGCUGAGGCCGCUGCAGCAGCUAAGGCAGCGGAUAGUAGUAAUCACCAUGUUAUCAGUUCCAUGAGAACAAAUUCGGAGGAAGCAGAGAGGAAUGUUAAGAUGGACCAGUGGUCGAUGAUCAGGAUGGAGGACUCUACAUCUUUGGCUCAGAUGUUGAGCAUUGGUGCUCAACAUGAGAAGCAAUAUGGCUAUGGGAGCGGAGGCAAAAGAGAGAGGAAUAAUAAGAUGAUGAAGAAAAAACCUAUUGUUCCUCUUCUGCAGGACUUGUUUUCUUGGAAAAAGGGGUCUUCCACUCCCCUCCAUGACCAUCUCUAUUCGUCUCCAAAACUCUAUUAUUGAGCAUGGGUAAAUAUCAACAAAAAUAUCAUUUGCAACUUUACCUGA
Messenger RNA from Argentina anserina (silverweed cinquefoil), 899 nucleotides. Its product is annotated as WEB family protein At2g17940. Gene Ontology annotation, biological process: chloroplast avoidance movement; chloroplast accumulation movement. Bases 96 to 854 code for a protein of 252 amino acids. The transcript has a single exon. Lineage: Eukaryota; Viridiplantae; Streptophyta; Magnoliopsida; Rosales; Rosaceae. The record is from RefSeq and is a predicted model, not a curated record. Gene Ontology annotation, cellular component: cytosol.